CUUCAGAAUGCCAUUUUGACAUGGCAACCCCCGAACUUCCUGUUUGUUUUGUCAGUGUUUUUGAUAAUAACAACGGUCGACCACGAAAUAAAUCGGAAGGAAAGGAGGAAGAACGUGGCCCCGUCUUACGGUUAAUCACGUUCGCCCGUAAGAUGAAGCCCGUGCUGUUUCUGUGAUUGUGCCGCUGUUCUACAAGCUGUAGGCAGUGAAUAGUAGACAAGAUGGUGGAGCUGCACUUCUAAGUACGUGUUGCUUAGUAACGGUGUUAAAACCUCGCACGUUUUGAUGUAGCCGGCUAUGCACACACGGUUCCCGUUGCAGUGCAUCCAUAUAAAUAGUAGAAGUAAUUGCACUGUUUUUUGGUUUCGCAGGUAACAUUUUUUUUGCGACGCUUCGGCGCAUCUUGAUGACGCAACUGCCGGCUUAAUGGAGAUCCUACUGUGCAGAGAUAAACAGUAUGAAAUGUGGUGAUUUCAGACCAAUUUGAUAUUAAUUUGAAUAGAGCUGUGCGUAAGCUGUUUUGGUUUUAUAUGUAUAGAUGAAAUAACACAUGCUUUUUUGAUUAAUCGGGGCAUUCGUCAAGUAUAUCAAUGCAACAUAACGGUACGGUAGUAAAUACAAAAUAGUCUUUUGUUUAUGGACAGUGAAUACGUGACGUAUAAAUCAGUUUUUAUUGGUAUAUUUUCCAGCUUAGUGAAUUAUUUAAUUGAGAGAAAUGCAAUGUUAUUUUGCAAGAAAAAAUAGAGCACUGAUUGAACAAGUAUUAUUGUCGUCCUUUUCCAGCCACAUACGUCCUGUGCUGUGGUAUUAAAUCGUGUCAGGUCAUGACGUUCUACUGAAUGGUAUAUUUAUGUAUUAAAAAAUUGCCCCCCCCCCCCCCCCCCCCUGCACUGUGAAGCUAAGUUACGUCGCAUGUACUUGGAAAUAUUCCAAACUGCAUCAAUGAUCUGGGACCAUUAGCAAUGCACAGAGGUUUAAUAAGUGUUUAAAAUGUAGAACUACAGUACCAGUAUAUAAACGUGCUAACUGAACACACGUGCUUUCUGCAUAGUUAGUGUCUUUGCGAUUAUAGACUUAUCUCAUUGUUAUGGCUGAACCACGGAGGGUGCAGUUGACCACGCUCUCUGGCAGUGAAACCUGCCUUCCCACAAGUUUACUGAAGAAACCACAGAAUGAAGGAGCAGUCGUUACCCCUGUGGACCCAGAAAGGACUGACAGAGACCCAACGGCACGGCUGGUACUCGCUCUCUUUCAACCAGACCAAAGACACUGUCCAGAAUUUAACUAUCCUGAACUGGUAAAGAAAACAAAGAAGGAUUCUGUGAACGAAUCUCAGGAACCUUUUGAGGAAGAUGAAGACGAGGGGAAACAGAGACUGGAGCUUGAAGUGCUUGCUAAGAAGUUUGAAGAAAGAUACGGCCCGAAGAAGCGUAAAAAGGACCGUAUGCAGGACUUAAUUGAUAUGGGCUAUGGAUAUGAUGACACAGAUCCAUUUAUUGACAACUCAGAGGCUUAUGAUGAGCUUGUGCCGGCUUCACUCACAACAAAAUACGGGGGAUUUUACAUCAAUUCUGGAACGCUGCAAUUCAGGCAGGCAUCAGACUCUGAACCAGACGACGGUUUAACCAAGGAGAAAAAGAGGCUGAAGUCUCCAAAGAAACGAAAAUUAAAGGAUGGAAGUGAAAAGGUCAUGAAAAAGAAGAAAGAAGAGGGUCAUCAUAAAAAAUCCCAGAUUGCUAAAGAUGGAAUGAUGCCACUUAAUCCCAGUAAGGAAGAAAAGAAGAAAAAUAAAAAGUUCACUGGAGUGCUGAGUGUGAAAGAAAUGUUGCAGAAGUUCCAGAAGGAGAAGGAAGCCUUUGAAAAGGAGGAUGGGAAGCCUCUGUCCAGCCUCCAGCCUGUGGCUGUGCCGGCUCGGGCGGUGGACAGCAGCCUCAGUGUGUCUGAUCCUCUGCUCUCUCUUAUUGGCUGUGCUAACGAAAGUGAUCUCCUGCAUGCAGCUAGCACUAUCGACUUGGGUGACAUCGAUCUGGAGAAGCUUCUUUAUGACUCUCCAGCUGCAAGCCCCCUUGACCUGGACGAGGGUAGCGACCCUCUCGCAGGAGGUCCGGGUCAGGUUCUCAAACAGAGCCCUGUGCUGCCUGAAGGUUUGCCAGGCCCUUUGGAGAGGCGCAUCAAAGAACUCACUCAGGCUGCCAAAGCAUCUGAGGGAGAGGGAAAACAGAAGUUUUUUACGCAAGAAAUCAACAAUAUGCUUUUAGAUGUUGAGCUUCAGUCCAGAGAAUUGCAUAACCUGACACGUUCUGCCGUUUAUGCACAUCUGGCCUCUUUUCUUCCCUGCAGUAAGGACACUCUAAUAAAAAGGGCAAAGAAGUUGCAUUUACAUGAGCAGGACGGGCGUCUUAAAGAACCACUGCACAAACUAAAAGCAGCUAUUGGUAGAGUCAUGCCCGGCCAGAGCGCCAAGUACCAAGACGACUGCCAAGCGCACACCCAGGCAAAGUUUGCCAAAAUGCUGGAAGAAGGGAAAGAGAAGGAACGCUCUGAUGAGGAGGAGGAGGAGGAGGGGGAUGAAGAGAAGAGUGGGAAGCGGGUGAUGAGUCCUCGGAAGAAGUUCCAGUGGAACGACGAGAUCAGGGAAUUUCUUUGCAACGUUGUAAGAAUAAAAAUGGGCAGUUAUGAGCUGGAGAGGAACAAGUCCCAAUCUGCAGAAGAAUAUCUAAAGGCUUUCCUGGAAGCAGAGGUCAAGCCACUGUGGCCUAAGGGGUGGAUGCAGGCAAGGAUGCUGUUUAAGGAAAGCAGGCGGGUACAUAGCUACAUCACUUCCAUACCGACCAAAAAGAAGGUCAUCAAUCCCUCAAAAAUAAAAAUGAAGGAUCCAUUUGUGAAACUAAUGGGUUCGAUGAGCACCUCACAGCUGCAUUCGGGAGGCCCAGCAGUCCUGGCACAGGGCCCUGGUAGUAAUGCACUGAGCCCCGUGGGUUUCUUUGUACCAGCCAGCACCACUGCACACAGCUCCAGCAUCCCCAGCGCCCCGCACUCCUUCACUAGGGAUGAUUCUCUGGAUGAAGAUUUGAUCCACAACCCUCCGUCGCUGGAAGGCGUUUCUGAGGAACUGGCUGCCCUGAACAGCGCUGCAAGGGGAAGUCCUGAUUUUUGUUUCUCUGCUGUCCAUAAACCAACUUCUGCCAGCCUGCCAGUAUUAACAUCAUCUGAUGAGAAGAAGAAUUUUCCCAAACCAGUUCAUGCCACAUCUGUCGCUACUUCUGCUGCAUCAUCACAAUCGCCCCUAAAUCUUUUAGCAGAACAGGCAUUAGCGCUUGGACAGCUUUCACAAGAGAGGAAAUCUCAAAACUGUUCCACUGCUGUUUUGACUGGAUACAAAGGGCUUCUGUCGCAGACUUCUACAUGUAACAAAGUCCUCUCUGACAGUCUGCAGACCAAGCACAAGAACCUCAGCUUACUGCGAACAACUUCCAGCUCUGUGCAGAGCCCCAAGCCUUUUCACCAGACAAGCCAAUCACAGAAAAGCUUUCCUUCGUCCACUCAGUUCAACAUCAGCCAACUGCAAAGCUCGUCUCAGUCUAAAGCAUCGAAGCUGCUUCAGCAGUGUGCCAGCAUGCAACAGUCAAAAACAGCUGCAAAGACACAGACUUUUCAUCCUCCCCAUUCAUCUCUACCCAGUGCUGUUCAAGCUUCCCCUGUUACUAUGUCUAAAAUUCUUUCUUCUACAGGAUCUUCUGUCAGUUAUAUGUCCAGCACUUCCAGCCAGAUGUACAAGCCGAAUUUUUCAUUGCCUGCAAUGACAAAGUCCAGUGUUCUUUCAAGUAGCUCAGCACACAAUGCCCCUGUCAGCACUGGCGUUUUAAUCAAUAGGAAGUCGCCUUCUCCAAACCAAACCUCCAGCUUGCAGUCUCAAAGCUCCACCGUUAAGAAGCCCGUGGUUUCUCAGAAACUCACCCUGGUUGCUCCUCCGGGAGGUACCAACGGAGACUCUACUAUGGGCACACAAGGUGUGGCAAGGCUUUUGACAUCGUCCCUCAAACCAGUAGUGGAUACCAGCUGUUCAGCAUCUGCUCCUGCAAGUUCGACGCUGGCACCUGGAACCCUGAGCAUCUUGCCCGGCAUUGUCCCAGUGCACACCUUCAGCUUCCCCGUCCUCUCGUUCGGCUCAGACUCUAAAGCAGGAGGGACUAAAGAUGCAGUCGUGACGGGGCCUGCGCCAGGGACGUUCCAUCAUGGCCUUGCCCACAGUAUUUUUGCUGGGUUGCACACUAGUGCUCACCACACAACACAGCUCCCACAGCCCACCCAGUCUACCCACUUACAGCAAAGUCUGCAAGAUAGCAGUCAAAUCCAUGGAGAGAGCUCAAAUGCACAGCGAAAACUGCAGUGAUGCUUCUUCCAGAAUGAACACGGAUUCUGGUAACUGUAGCACGAACGAUUACAUUAACGUUUGGAGGGUAUCAUAACCAAAUGGUUUUAUAUGCUCCUGCUUUAAAAUGACUAUCAGCUAACAUUGCAGAAUAUUUUUUUUUUUUCACUUUGUCAACUUAUCUCUCAAAACAGACAGGGGAGUAAACGUGAGCCUUGUUCUUACUGUAGGAAAUACUAGACAAAGAUACGCAGUCAAAAUACUAAAACUGUUGUGCUUUUUAAAAUGUUCUCUAUGUAUAAGGACCAAGAUAUUGUAAGGCUGCUUCUAAUGAGAUUAAAUUGAUCAAUAACCUUUGAAGAUCUAUAAUAAAUUAAGUGUCAGAUAGUUUAAGAGAAUAAUAUCUGGUGUUUCGCGGUACAGCUAUGGUCACAAGUUUAGCAUCACCCUAUAGAAUUAACUCUUGUGUUUUCAUAAAUUCGAAUGAGUCCUGCUGAAUAAUAUUAUGUUCACAUAAUGAAUUACAUGCCGCUUUGUAGUUUUCUGUAUAUAAUGGAAAACUGACAAUUAAAUACUGUACUACUAUUAUAGCUUCAGUAGACUUUUGCAAUGUCAUCUUGUACUUUCUUUGAUUACAUGAUAAAUAAAAUACCUAAAUUGUCUCAAUCCAAAAAUUCUAGGUGUUGCAAAACUUUUGGCCAUAGCAGUACCCUAUUCCCAUGAACAUAGAGCAGGGUACCCACAUACAAAGGUCCCUAAGAUAGUGAUUAAGAUGUAUGGGCAAAGGCAUAAACCUAACAGUGAAAUGGAAUGAAAGUGCUACAGAACACGGUGUACUGUGUCUUUGAGUAAAGAAGCUGCUCUUAUAGAAAGGAGCAGAACGGUGUGAGUGUUUAAAAAAACAAGGUGUGCUCAACCAUUUAGUCUGGGUUUAUCUUUGCACUGUACAAGGGGGAGGAAAGAGUGAACGCACUGAUCUAAAGAGUUGCAGUGAGUUAUGAUUGCUUUGAAGGCAGCAGCAGCCUCUACACGUGUGAGAGGCACUUCUGCUGUUGUAAAAGCUCAGGACUUAAUGAAUCGUUGAUCAUUGUGAGCUAUUUACUUGGCUAUGUGUGUAUAAACAGUUUGUAAAUAAAUGUGAGUGUGAAGAGAUGCCAGUUUGCCAUUGUGAAAUAGCACUUGCAACAGCUACAUUGCAAUGCUAAUGUUUAAUGGCAAAGCUGGGUUUCAGGGACUAUGAAAACUGUUUUGUUAAUCCUGUACAAUGUUAAAUGUUUUGUAUUUUAAAAAAAUAAAUAUAUAAAAAAUUGGACAUAA
Molecule: messenger RNA, 5689 nt
Organism: Acipenser ruthenus (sterlet)
Lineage: Eukaryota; Metazoa; Chordata; Actinopteri; Acipenseriformes; Acipenseridae
Product: ubinuclein-1-like
Exons: 17
Coding region: 1088-4393 (1101 amino acids)
Cellular component (GO): nucleus
Source: RefSeq, a predicted model, not a curated record